UCAAUGGUUAGGAGGAUUAUUCGGGAUCUUCCAUUCGGAGGCUCUAGCAUCUCUCAUCAUCUCGCUCUUUAAUUUCUUUCUGCCUCCUUCGUGGGGUUUCGUUUUGUUUCGAUUCUCGUUCUGUAGGGUUUUGUCAUCCCUUUUCGAUCCCCAAUUACCCUUUUCUUUGAUCAUUCAGUGUUUUCUUCUCUUUCACUUCCUAUUUCGAUUUCCUCGUUAGGUUUUUCCUUGGAACCCUUAAUCUCGCAAAACCAGCGGUUCAAUUCAGUGUUCCCUACAAUCUAGGGUUUCGUUUCGAAAAUGCCUCCGAAGACGGCGAAGCGAGGGUCCGCGUCGAGCGCCUCGAAGAGGGGUGGCAGAGGUGGCAGGGGAACCCCGAAGGCUGCACAGAACCAACAGCAGCAUGAAACUGCGGAGGAGACAGUGAAGGUUGAAGAGAAACAACAACCCGUGGUUGUUGUUGCUGCUGAGGAGGAACAGCAGAAGGUGGUGGUGGAAAAAGAGAUUCCUGCUGUUGAAGAGAACGAGUCCGCUGUGGUUAUUGAGGAUAAGGCUAUUGACAUGAAUCAAAUGGCUCCGGAGGCUGUGGAAGAAACGUCCCAUGCGGCUAGUGGGUUGAGCUUGGUGAAAAAUGAUGAAGAGGAGGUUAAGGAGUCCAUAGAUGAAUAUGAGAAAGAUGAACGCUUAGAUUUGGAGGAUAAUGAUCCUGAGUAUGAACCUGAGGAGUAUGGUGGAGUUGAUUAUGAUGAGAAGGAAAUUGAACAAGAUGAGGGUCAUGAGGUAGGAAAUGAAGUAGAGGAAGAAGAGGCUGAAGAUAAUGUAGGUGAAGAAGAGGGUGAUACAGGUGAGGAAGAAGUCGAAGAUGUUCAUGACGAACUUGAGGGUGAAGAGGAGCAUGAGCAUGCUGGUGAGGAGCGUGAGCAUCCAGACUUUGCUGACGUUGAGGAAGAGGAACACCGAGAAGUCGUGAAGGAGAGGCAAAAGCGGAAAGAAUUUGAAGUUUUUGUUGGGGGCUUGGACAAGGAUGCUACUGAGAGUGAUCUGAGGAAGGCUUUUGGUGAAGUUGGGGUGGUUACAGAGGUCAGGUUGAUGAUGAACCCUCAAACUAAAAAGAACAAGGGAUUUGCAUUCUUGCGUUUUGAAACUGUGGAACAAGCAAAACGAGCUGUAGCAGAGCUAAAAAAUCCAGUGAUUAAUGGCAAACAAUGUGGUGUGACUCCUAGUCAGGACAGUGAUACCCUCUAUUUGGGAAACAUAUGCAAGACAUGGACAAAGGAAGCUUUAAAAGAGAAGUUGAAGCAUUAUGGAGUCACCAAUGUUGAGGAUUUAACUUUGGUAGAAGAUACUAAUGAUGAAGGAAAGAACCGUGGAUUUGCGUUUUUGGAAUUUCCUUCUCGUUCUGAAGCUAUGGAUGCCUUUAAGCGACUGCAGAGGAGGGAUGUUGUAUUUGGAGUUGAUAAGCCUGCAAAAGUUUCUUUUGCAGAUUCCUUUAUUGAUCCGGGUGAUGAAAUUAUGGCGCAGGUUAAAACUGUGUUUAUUGAUGCAUUGCCUCCUUCAUGGGAUGAAGAUUAUGUCCGGGAUCUUCUCAGGAAAUAUGGUGAGAUUGAAAAGAUUGAGCUUGCCAGGAACAUGCCAGCUGCUCGGAGGAAGGACUACGGGUUUGUGACAUUUGGCUCACAUGAUGCUGCCGUAAAAUGUGCUGAUAGUAUUACAGGCACAGAGUUGGGUGAGGGAGACAAGAAGGCAAAAGUUAGAGCAAGGUUGUCUAGACCACUCCAGAGAGGCCGCGGAAAACACAUUAGUCGUGGGGACUAUCGUUCUAGUCGGGGAUCUGGAAUGAUGACGCGGCCUUCAUGGAGCCGACCUGCACCUCGUUCUUUUCCUUCUCGUAGUGUAAGAGGAGUUGGAAGUCGUGCUCCACCUGUCAGACCAGUUAGUGUGAGAGAUAGACGCCCUAUGAUGUCCAUACCUGCAAGAAGUAGGCCAGUGCCUCCUCCAUCUAGAUCUUAUGAUAGGAGACCAGUUGCUCCUGCAUAUCCAAAAAGUAGCAUGAAGAGAGAUUAUGGUCGGCGUGAGGAUAUACCACCUCCAAGAAGUAGAGUUGCUGUAGAUUAUGGCUCAAGGGUUGCUUCUGAAAGACGAACAUCUUACAGGGAUUAUCCUGCUCGUGGUCCUGGCUACACCGAGCUCCCUAGAAGCACAUCUCGUGCUGCACCAAGGAGAGGCUAUGUGGAUGAUGGGUAUGGCCAGAGAUUUGAGAGGGCUCCUCCUCCUCCUCCUCCUCCCCAUCUAAGUUACCGUGAAGGACGUCCCCGAGAUUAUGAUGCUCUGUCUGGCUCAAAACGUUCUUAUGCUGCUAUAGAUGAUGUUCCUCCACGAUAUGCUGAUACUGGUGCUCGCCAAUCAAGAGCUCGACUGGACUAUGACUAUGGCGGUAGUGCUUCACAGUAUGGAGAUGCUUAUGGUGAUAGACUUGGAAGAUCUAGUAUGGGAUAUGGUGGUGGCAGCAGAAGUUCUAUUUCCAGUCAAGAUUCACAUGGGUUGUAUAGCAGUCGGCAGGGCAUGAGUUAUGGAGGAGGUUCUUUUGGUAGUGGUGAUGUUGGUGGCAUGUAUUCAUCAAGUUAUGGUGGUGAUUACAUUUCUCGUGGAAGUGAUGUUGGUGGCAGCUCAUAUUCAUCAAUGUAUUCUGGAAGGGGUGUGGGUGGUGGUAGCAGUUAUAUGGGUGGUGGCGGAUCAGGAUCUUAUUAUUGAGAUCUGAUAUGAUAAAGUGGCUGCUGUAGGAUGACUGUUGAAGCAUGAUGCCUACAAUUUGGAGACAAAGGAUUGCUAUUUAUAGUUUGUUUUUUGGAAAUUAUCACAAAAUCUAGCUUACAUUUCUGGUGGUGCUUACAUUUCUGGAUGGGAUGUAUUAUCAGUACUUGAAUUUAUGCUGUAUGGACUCAAGUUAAUUAAAGACGGAAAAAGUAUUGAGCAGUGAUGUGUAAUUAAUAUCAUACUUGGACGGAUAAUGUGAAAGAUUUCCCACUGUUCUAUCUUCCUUUUCAUUUGGACAGAGAUCAGGCUAGAGAUGCUACUUGUUUGAUUAAGGCUUCUUGGAUUUUUACCUCCUGAAUUUAUCAGUAAGUUGGUUCUUUAUUUUGAAUCUCUAAGAGAUGUUUAGUUACUUUGGAUGGAUUACUUGUUUUUUACAGUGAUAUGAUCAGAACAGAAGUGAACUAUUUAGCCCUUUGUUGAGAUAGUAUUAAUAAGAGCACUACUUCAGCAAUUAAUAAAGUCAAAUGAUUAGUUUUUUGGGAUUUAUUUGACUUGGUGCCUUUCUAAGAUGGUAAAAAGCACAAUGCACUGGUAAUAUUUGUUGCUGGAAUGAUUUGAUAUUGCAAUUCAAUCAUUUGUACACAAUUGGUUGACCUCCGCUGACUUGGACCUUAGAAGAUCAAUUGCCUUUGCAAUAUCUUGGGGAAAUGCAACAAUCAAGUGAUUAACAGAUUAGCAGAAAAGGGUUGAGUAUAAUCUGUUACUGAAAGUUUCUGAAUUGGAAUUUAAUUAUUAAAAGUUGGUUCUUUUUGUGCCUGGUUUUACCACCGUCCCUGCUUAAUAUAGCGAAUCCCUAACCCGAAGGCAAAGGUUGCCGAAGUUUAUGCUUGUGUGGAUUUGAUAUUGAUUUCAUGUUUAAGUGGGUGUCUCCUAUUACCAUACAAUGUUUAUUGAGUUUCAAAUACAUUACUAUUUUCAUUUGGCUCUAAAGGCACUGGAAGCUAUUGCCUAUGGAAUGGGGUAUCAAUUAUGUCUUGUUGGUGGGCUCGUUUAAGACUACAAAGCUUUUAGGAUUUAUGAAUUUUGCUAAAUUAGGUGCUUUUACAUAUCUAAAUUUCUCAUGCAUAUAACUCAGAUUUUAGAUUAUUGUUGCAUUAAUAUUCUCAGGUUCUUAGGCUUUUCAAAUUGUUAAUCUUACAAGUGAUUAGGUGCCAACUUGUGUUUCGAUUCUCAUCGUUCCCGGGUUUCAUUUAAUUAUUCUUCACUCGGUGAGGGUUAUAUACUAACUUAAGUUUUAGUUUCCAGUUUGUUCUCUCUUGGUGCAGGGUCUAAACUCUCAUUAAGCCUUUUUUUUGUAACUCCCUUUAUAUACAAUAUGGAAGUUUACCUUAUAUUUUUUGGUAUCUUGUUUUAUUUAGUUAGAUGCUGUCACAGGAUUUUGUAAAUCAAUGUUUUGUGGAUUGGUUCAUGCAUGACAUUGUAAAUACUGGGCAAAGUAACAUGUUGCUUCA
This is a messenger RNA of Glycine soja, 4265 nucleotides long. RefSeq names its product nucleolin-like. Bases 301 to 2751 code for a protein of 816 amino acids. The record is from RefSeq and is a predicted model, not a curated record. Gene Ontology annotation, cellular component: nucleus. Gene Ontology annotation, molecular function: mRNA binding. The transcript has 12 exons. Lineage: Eukaryota; Viridiplantae; Streptophyta; Magnoliopsida; Fabales; Fabaceae.